AUGAAGCUGUAUUCGAUAUUAAUCUAUCACAAAGGUGCAGAUGGAACUGUGCGGUCGUUCAAAUCUGCCUUCGAUCUCUCUUCAUUUAGCUUCUUUCAGAGAGGAUCUGUACAGGAGUUCAUGCAGUUCACUGGAAAGUUACUCGUGGAACGUUCAGGGCUCGGUGCCCGCAGCACUGUAAAGGAAAAUGAGUACUUUUGUCAUUGCUAUGUGCGUUCUGAUGGAUUAGCAGCAGUGUCAGUGACCGACGGAGAAUAUCAGGGGGCGGAAGAGCUUAGUGAAAAUGCUCGUGUGGCGAUGAGCAUGAUGACGAGGGUAUUAGACGACUUCAGUGCAAAGGUUCAUGCUGUUCAAUGGGAAGAAGUAGAAGAGACGAAAAUUGUUAUGCAUAAUACUAUACAAUCGGUGCUCGAACGAGGUGAGAAGUUCAAACCUAUUUAA
Messenger RNA from Cooperia oncophora, 441 nucleotides. Lineage: Eukaryota; Metazoa; Nematoda; Chromadorea; Rhabditida; Trichostrongylidae. The record is from the annotation of a GenBank genome assembly.